Molecule: messenger RNA, 576 nt
Organism: Dothidotthia symphoricarpi CBS 119687
Lineage: Eukaryota; Fungi; Ascomycota; Dothideomycetes; Pleosporales; Dothidotthiaceae
Exons: 2
Coding region: 1-576 (191 amino acids)
Source: RefSeq, a predicted model, not a curated record
AUGACUUCAACUAUCCCUACCUCCAAGCCAGAUGUUCAGAUCCCUCCCCUGGACUUCGAAACCCGGGAAACCCUUGUCACCGCCUGCACGACUCCUCUGCGCAAGCGCAAGUGCAAGGGCAAGAGGUGCGUGAUCUGCCUCGAAGCCUUCAAAGGCACGUUCGACGACGACUCGUAUUUGGUAGUGACCCACUGCCAUCACGUCGCCCACAAGUUCUGCCUUGUGGACAGGGCCUACAGUGACACCAAAUGCCCACUUUGCCGCGCGCAGAUCUUCGCCUCCCCGGCACAAAAGGGCUUCACGCGCAAUACGAUGCGCAAAUUCAAGAUCCCCUUCGAGGGCGGCGAGUACGUUGUUUCCGCGGUGUUGUUCUUGGAGUGGGCGGCCAGCGUUGGUAGCGAGCCGGCGGACUUUGUGCAGAUGGAGGGGUUCCGCGGGUUCUGGGACGUUGAGCAUGCUUUGGAGGACCACCUGUUGGGGUUCCAGGGCAAGCGGGUUGCUCGUGCUGUUGGUGACUGUGACUGGCAGACUGCUGCUGAGUGGUUGGGCGUGUCGGUAGAUGCUGCGUUCGAUUAG